Lethenteron reissneri (Far Eastern brook lamprey) is the source of this 7339-nucleotide messenger RNA. Its product is annotated as sucrase-isomaltase, intestinal-like. NCBI's taxonomy places the organism in Eukaryota, Metazoa, Chordata, Hyperoartia, Petromyzontiformes, Petromyzontidae. Gene Ontology annotation, biological process: carbohydrate metabolic process. The record is from RefSeq and is a predicted model, not a curated record. Gene Ontology annotation, molecular function: alpha-1,4-glucosidase activity; carbohydrate binding.
AAUGAACAGCACACACGGGCAAAAAGACAGCCCGGCCAGCAAUCUAGUGGCUCCUCACACUUUGCCCCCUUCUCGAGGCGAUCAGAUUUGCACUCGUCCACACGCAGGUGAUCCUGCAGAGCAGUCACCAUGGGGCGACGCUUCAGCGGCCUCGAGGUCAUUCUCAUCACGAUCAGCAUCCUCUUCAUGGUGGCCGCCGUGGCGCUCAUCGUGGUGAUGUUCGUUCAACAGCCGGUUUCAGAUUCAGCGGCUGUGGAGCCCUCAUGCACCGAUGCCAUCGUCGAUGCCAUGCGCUUUGACUGUCACCCGGACGCCAAAGCUUCUCAGGAAUCUUGCGAGGCCCGGGGCUGCUGCUGGAAGGAAUCUGGCACUCCCAAUGUGCCCUGGUGUUUCUACUUAAAAAACAGCGGCGGCUAUGACAUUGUCAGCUCGAGCAAAACUCCAGCCGGCUUUAAAUACGAGCUCAAUAGCAUCCCGACCCCAGCAAGGUUUGGGGGCGACAUCAUCAACCGGCUGCUCCUUGAAGUGGAAUUGCAGACUAAGACUAAGCUACACUUCAAGAUCACGGAUGCCACGGCAUCACGCUUCGAGGUGCCACUGGUGCCACGGUUCACCGGCCAGGCCGCCAGCGACACCCUGUACGGCGUGGAGGUCAUCGAGAAGCCGUUCGGCAUCCGCGUCAUCCGCAAGGCCACCAACAUCGUGCUGUUUGACAGCUCUGUGAACCCCAUGCGGUUUUCCGACCAGUUCCUGCAAAUAUCGACCAUUCUGCCCAGCCCUUCGAUCUACGGCUUGGGCGAGCAUGUCCACCAGAACUACCGGCACAGCACGCAAUGGAAGACGUGGCCCAUGUUCACCCGCGACGCAUUUCCAAACGGGGGCACGCACAAUCUCUACGGACAUCACCCCUUCUACAUGUGCCUGGAUAGUGCCAGCGGCAGUGCAUUUGGAGUCUUCUUGCUCAACCUGAACGCCAUGGACGUCACCAUACAGCCCACGCCAGCCCUGACAUAUCGCACCAUUGGAGGGGUGCUCGACUUUUACAUUUUUUUGGGGCCAUCGCCAGAGGAGGUGGUCCAGCAGUACCACGAGCUGAUUGGCAGGCCAAUGAUGCCAGCUUACUGGGCACUGGGAUUCCAGCUGAGCCGCUGGGGCUACACCAGCCUGCAGGACGUGCAGGAAACCGUGGAGCGGAACAGAGCCACCGGGAUGCCAUACGAUGUGCAGUACACAGACAUCGACUCGAUGGAGGACCGCAAGGACUUUACGUAUGACAUGAACAAGUGGGCCGACCUUCCCGCAUUUGUGAAGGACUUACACGACCACAACCAGCGCUACGUCAUCAUCCUGGAUCCAGCAAUCGGCACCUCCCGCCGGCGAAACGGCAGCGAGUACAUUCCGUACGUGACGGGCACGCAGCGCGGCGCCUGGGUCAACGAGUCCGAUGGCAGCACACCCCUGGUGGGGGAGGUGUGGCCAGGAUUGACUGUCUUCCCAGACUAUACCAACCCCAUCUGCGUGCAGUGGUGGGUGGAGCAAUGUGAGCAGUUUUAUAACGAAGUACCCUACGACGGCUUCUGGAUUGACAUGAACGAGGUGUCCAACUUCGUUCAGGGCUCGGUUAAUGGCUGCAAGGAUAACAAGUGGAACCACCCGGCAUAUGUUCCAAGUAUUCUUGACGGACUCUUGUAUUCGAAGACGCUCUGCAUGGAUGCCGUACACACGCUGGGGAGACACUAUGACGUCCACAGCCUGUACGGACACUACAUGUCCGUCGCCACACACCAGGCCAUCGUCAAGAUCUUCGGACAGGAGAAGAGGAGCAUCAUCUAUUCCCGGUCCACGAUGCCCGGAUCUGGAUCGUACGCCGGCCACUGGCUUGGUGACAAUGGGGCCAACUGGAAUGACAUCAAGUGGGCCAUCCCCGGCAUGCUCGAGUUCAACCUCUUCGGUUUCCCCUACAUCGGAGCGGACAUCUGUGGGUUUUUUGACGAGCCCUCGGAGGAGCUGUGCCGCCGUUGGAUGCAGGUCGGGGCCUUCUACCCGUUUUGCCGCAACCACAACGCGGAGACGUAUCAGCACCAGGACCCGGCGUCGUUCGGCGCCAACUCGCUGCUCGUGAACUCGUCAAUCUCCGCGCUGACCAUCCGCUACACGCUACUGCCGUACCUCUACACGCUGUUCCACCACGUGCACACGCAGGGUGGCACGGUCGUCAGGCCCCUCCUGCACGAGUUUCCGUCUGACCAGGAGACAUGGGGCAUUGACAGACAAUUCCUCUGGGGUGCCGCUUUCCUCAUCACCCCAGUACUUGACCCGGGCACAACUGAAGUUCAAGGCUACAUACCCGAUGGGCAGUGGUACGACUACGAAACGGGUAAAUUGGUUUCCAAAAACAGGCAGCGGUACACGUUCAGCAUCCCCGAUGACAAGAUCUCGCUGCUCGUGCGCGGAGGCCACAUCCUGGCCACCCAACAGCCAGCCACGCGCACUGACCUCAGCCGGAAAAACCCCAUGGGGCUCAUUAUUGCGAUGGAUGCGGACUUUAAGGCUCAAGGAAACCUCUUCUGGGAUGACGGGGAGACCAGGGACUCGUUCCAGAAAAACAAACACCUCUACUACACGUUCGUGUGCACUGACAAUCGACUACAGAUUACCAUGGACGGAGGGUACACGGACCCGGACGGGAUCAACAUUGAUGAGCUGAGACUGCUGGGCCUCAGUUUUCCAAUCGGGAGCGCCAAAGUCAUCAACUCAGCGGGAGGAGAAGUGAUCAUUCCGACCAACCAGCUUUCUUUCGACAAAGUCAACAGGGUGGGCCACAUCCGAGGUCUGGGCAUGCGUCUGGGCUCAGAGUACGAGGUGCAGUGGGAGUACGAGGAGGAGCGCUUUGACUGCUACCCGGAGGCCGAUGCCUCAAAGUCGAGCUGCGAAAGCCGCGGUUGCAUAUGGAAGGAGCACACGACACCCGGCGUGCCGUGGUGCAUCUACGACGGUGUCUACGGCUACGAGGCGACGGGCGCCCCAACCCCCACCGCCAUGGGCCAGCGCGUGGUCAUCAAGCGCAACGCGGCCUACCCACGCCGCUACCACAGCAGCAGCAACCCCACGGUGGAGACUCUCAACGUGGACGUCGAAUUCUUCAGCGACCACAGCCUCCGAGUCAAGAUUUACGAUCCAGCAAAAGCUCGAUAUGAAGUUCCGGUCCCACUCAACAAACCGAGCGUCCCCGGUGGCACCGAGGCUUCCCGUUUGUACCAUGUGGAGUUCGUGGACAGCCCAUUCGGAAUCCACGUCAUCCGCAAAAGCACGGGGAAAGUCAUCUGGAACUCGCAGGCGGCCGGCUUCACCUUCACGGACCGCUUCAUCCAGAUGUCCGCGCUGCUGCCGAGCGAGAACAUCUACGGCUUUGGCGAGACUGAGCACGACACGUUCAAGCUCAAGCUCAAUUGGGAGACGUGGGGAUACUUCUCGAAGGAUCAGCCUCCCGGGUACAGAGCCAACGCAUAUGGGGUGCAUCCCUACUACAUGUCGGUGGAGGAUGGGGCCAAUGCGCACAGCGUUCUGCUCUUCAACAGCAAUGCCAUGGACAUUGUUCUGCAGCCCAACCCAGCGGUGACUUACCGCACCACGGGGGGCAUCCUGGACUUCUACUUCACACUCGGACCCAGCCCAGAGGAAGUCACGCAGCAGUACACUGCCCUCAUCGGACGCCCGGCCAUGCCUCCUUACUGGUCUCUGGGCUUCCAGCUGUGCCGCUACGGCUACGCCAACGACACGGAAAUCCUGAACCUCUACAACGACAUGAAGGCAGCAGGCGUCCCCUAUGACACUCAGUACGGUGACAUCGACUACAUGGUGAGGCAGUUGGACUUCACCUUAAACAAGGAAAAGUUUGGAAACUUCCCCAGCCUGAUCCGACGCAUGCACGACGAGGGCAUGCGAAUCAUCAUCAUCCUGGAUCCAGCAAUCGCUGCGAAUGAGACUGAGCCAUAUCCUGCAUACACUCGUGGUGUGGAAAAUGACGUUUAUAUGAAACGUCCAGAUGGACAAAUCAUGUUUGGAAAGGUGUGGCCUGAUUAUCCUAACGUUCAAGUGGAUGAUACUCAAGACUGGGACUUUCAAGUUGAGCACUACCGGGCGUACGCUGCCAUGCCUGACUUCUUCCACAAUCGCACCGCUCGGUGGUGGCAGCGCGAGAUCGAGGAGUUCUACCGGAACCCAACAACGCCAGCCGACAGCAUGGAGUUCGACGGACUGUGGAUCGACAUGAACGAACCGGCGAGCUUUGUCCACGGGUCCACGUCGGGAUGUGAAGAUACGGAAUUGAACGAGCCUCCGUACAUGCCACAUCUAACCCAACAGGACGUCUUCUGGGGCCUCCAGCACAAGACCAUGUGCAUGGAAGCACUGCACGAGCUUCCCGACGGCUCGAAGGUCCAGCACUACAACGUGCACAACCUCUACGGCUGGUCUCAGACCAAGCCCACGCUGGACGCCCUGCACAACGUGACGGGCAAGCGUGGAAUCGUGGUGACCAGGUCCACCUUCCCUGGCAGCGGGCAAUGGUCUGGGCACUGGCUGGGUGACAACUCUGCUCGCUGGGACAACCUUGACAAGUCCAUCAUUGGCAUGAUGGAGUUCAGCUUGUUUGGCAUCACUUACACGGGCGCUGACAUCUGUGGCUUCUUUGGGGACUCCAACUACGAUCUGUGUGCUCGCUGGAUGCAAUUGGGGGCCUUCUACCCAUACUCUCGCAACCACAAUGGCAAGGGGAACAUCCGGCAAGACCCCGUGGCCUGGGACACAGAGUUUGCCGAUAUGUCCAAGAGAGUGCUGGAGAUCCGUUACACGCUGCUUCCAUACCUCUACACGCUCAUGCACGAGGCCCACGCCCAGGGCUCCACCGUCGUGCGACCCCUCCUUCACGAGUUUCUCAGUGACAGUGAAACCUGGGAAAUUUCCAGGCAGUUCCUUUGGGGUCCAGCACUUCUCAUAACACCUGUGCUGGAGGAGGCAAAGGUGACUGUGAGAGGCUACGUGCCCGACGCUCGUUGGUACGACUAUCACACGGGUGUCCCACUGACCGAGCGUAAGCAGUACAAAGAGAUGAAUGCUUCCUGGGACAUGAUUAACCUGCACGUGCGGGGAGGCUAUAUCCUUCCAACGCAGCAGCCGGCCAACACAACCAAGUACAGUCGCCAGAAGCCCAUGUCACUGAUUGUGGCACCGGAUGACUCGGGGAUUGCCACGGGGUCUCUCUUCUGGGACGAUGGUGACAGCAUCGAUACAUUUGAAGCACAGAAAUACUUUUUGACUGCGUUCCAAGUCACUAAGACUGGCGCUGUGAGCACCCUGCGUAAAACGCUUGCACACAACAACGCAGAAAGCGAUGCAGCCGGGCUCGUGCUGGAGUCGGUGAAAGUCCUGGGUAUCGCGACGGGCACAAUCACAUCUGCUAAGCUGGAUAUUAAUAGCAGUGGCAUAUUCAGGGAUGUAACCAUCAGUCAAGUCUCAGGAACACAAAUCCUUAUCAUUGAGUUACAAGGCGAAAAUGUAAUGUUGACAUCACCCUUCACCAUCACUUGGGAGUAACCUACAACGCAAACGCUGAAAUAUUUCCACCAUCUGUGACCCUCAAGACCUGCCCUUAUCGAAGUUCUGCUGUUGGCUAGUGUUACUGUAAGAGAUGGUACAAUCCGCUUCACAAAAUUACACCCUUCAUUCCUUCAUAUGCAGAACAUACCAACUGGUGUAUUCAACUUAAAACAGGGGUUGGGGAGCCGACAGUCACGUGCGUCCCAUACAGACCAACAACUUCAGUUCAUACGACCAGGAGCCACACGGGGUGCACAACCUCAAAACAGCCUGCAAACUACACUACCAGCGUCUUAGCAGCACCAAUCUGGCGCUAGAAGUGGAUAUUUUUCAACCUGCCGUCACUGUGCUUCUGAUAUCUGUGUGCAGUCAAUGCACACAGGCCUCGAGUAAUUAAGGUUGAGUGUCAACGGCAUUUUUAAAUCCUUUAUAUUAAGUUCGCUUGCUUGCGUGCUUGCUUGCUUGCGUGCUUGCGUGCUUGCGUGCUUGCUUGCUUGCUUACGACCGUGUAAAUCUUUCGGUCGUUUUUUAACCCACUUCCCAUGAUCCAAUCGAGUUGACAUUUUCCACACAGACUCGUUGUGCGUGACAAUUAAUGUUAGUGAAAUUUUUUUUCCAAAAUUUUACACUGUUUAGGGAAAACAAAUUAAAUAUUUAAUUACCAAUUGUUUAAUACUGCAGACAAUCAUCUGACCCAUAGGUGGCAGCCAUCUCAAGCCAGAGGACGAGAGGACUCUAGCCGCCACGCAUAUAAAGGAUUUAGAGUGAAAAACUUUGUUUUUACGGGUUAUACUUGUUAAGUCCUAUUUAGCACUCCGUACGGAUACCCAACCCCUGACGAAAGGCAUGACUCUGGAUAAGGUUGAUUGACGGGUGUUGAAUCCAUGCUUGGUCAAGUUUCAGGUUAAGGAACCCGCAGAAUGGCAAAAUGCAUUAGCCACGUAUAUUAAUUUGGCUACCUCAGCAGACGCUUCUAAAUUGGAGGGAAUAUGGUUCGUGUGAGAUUUUUGUUUCUAUCUCUGCAAUUGUCAAUUUUAAUCACCAGUGAUGGGUGUUAAUUCAGCUUCAAACCAGUGAGGAUGGAUAAAAAAACACAUUAGUCAAAAACCCCGUGUUAAAAGAAAAAAUAUUUAAAAGGCGACAUUUUCAGGAAGGACCCUGUUUCACAGCAAGUAAACAAACGCAGAAGACCCCUUGCCCGAAACGUUGCCAAUUAUAAUUUGUUUCCCUUUUAAGGCCGGUGCCGUUGACGAAUGCGAGUGGAUUUUUUUGUUGUUCUGUGCCUACGCGCCACUGCCAAAGCAGCAUCACCACACACGUCCGUUGAAUUGUAAGAAAAUGUUUAAUAAACGAAUACAAAGUAUACAUUUAAAUAUGAAUAACAUCGUUUUGGUGGGGAGGAGAGCUCCCCGCCUUCUCAUUAUCCUCUUCUAGUUCUCGUUGUGUGAUUGCUCCAUUAUCGACUGUAACUUAGCAACCUCUCAGUAAUUUACUUGAUGGGUUUUUUUCGUGUAAUUACCACUUAAUUGUUGAUUGUGCAUUUUAUUCAUUUUCCGGUAAGAGCUUUUAUAUUUGUUGUCAUCCGCUGCAGAAGAACAAGCGUAACGCCGAUGUCUGUACGCAACCGUCGUCUCUCGUUUAAAACUUGCUUGUAGAUUAUCUGGAGCUCCUAACACCGAGCGAAAUUGCGUGCAAAUGUAACAAUUUCAUGUGAUCAAUAAUAAAUUACUGUCUAUUUUAA